Molecule: messenger RNA, 327 nt
Organism: Macrosiphum euphorbiae (potato aphid)
Lineage: Eukaryota; Metazoa; Arthropoda; Insecta; Hemiptera; Aphididae
Source: the annotation of a GenBank genome assembly
AUGGGCGACCGCGAAGGUCAAUCGGAUUCGAAGUUCAAAGGUGGGAUCGGCCGGAAUUCACUAAUAAUACAAUUUAUAACUCGUAAUAACUCGCCUGGUCGACAUCCCAUCGCGUUGAUUUUUUUGAUUAGUUAUUUUGACCAUGUUGACCCACCUGCACCGGGAGACUCGAUUUCCCACAGACCCCCCGGACCUGUGGGCACUACACCUCCCCACCCUGAGGGUCGAUCUAACUCUGCCCACCCCGGACACCACCAGAGGAUAUACUAUGUUAUAAGACAAACACACAAACAAAUCGUGCCUAAUUGCGAGCGAGAAAAAUUGUAG